CGGAAGGUAAUCUCCAUUUUUUACCGGUGUAUGGGACUGGGUCAAUGAGAAAUUCGAUCAUCACUUAUAUUUCAGAUGAACAAUCUGUUUUCCUGAUAUUUAAGUACACGCCUAAGUUAUAAUUCUUUGUAGCCAUGUAAAGUUUGUAAUUUUACGAAAUACUUUUUUUUUGUGAUCGUGACAUUUCUAUUGAUUUCCGAUGCAUAAUUUAGAAUCACACGUGACAAGAUCGAGUGACAAGGUGUAUAAACAACAUGAGGUCUGAUAACGAAUGAAAUGAUUAGGAAUGCCUACCAGAAAGAAAUCAAGGAUUGGCAGAAGGUUUAAGAACAGAUGUAGGAGAUGGAUUGUCAUGGAAACGGAUAAUCAAGAACCAUCAAAUCAAGAUGAAACAGAAGUUCUUGUCGAAUCCGCGGAUCCGACGCCUUUGAUGAUUUCGACUAUUACAUCUGAAGCAGUUGGAGAAUCCGAGGUGGUUGCAGAGUCGCCCGAAUUGCCCGAUGACGAUGAACAUGUAGAGAUUAACGAGACGAUGGAAGUCCCACAGUGUCCGAAUCCUUUACAGUGCCGAUAUUGUGGGAAAGUUUUUACCCGCUCUUUCUACCGCAAAGAACAUGAACGCAUACACACGGGUGAAAAACCAUUCUCUUGUAGCUUUUGCGCAAAGCGAUUUAACAGCCAAGGUAGCUGUCGUAAGCACGAAAGAACCCACAUGCGCAGCAAGAGUCGAACACACGAAUGUGAACAUUGUGGCAAAAACUUCAAGGACAUGACGACCUUGCGAACUCAUCUAAGAACUCAUACUGGUGAUAAACCUUACUCGUGUGACGUAUGUGGGCGAUCAUUUAGUUUCGAAACCGUUCUGAAAAAGCACAUGAUGUUCCACAAUGGUCAGAAACAAUUCCAAUGUAUGGUUUGUAGCAAAUCGUACUUUACCGCAUACGAUCUACGCGUGCACGUGCGCUCACACACUGGGGAAAAGCCAUACAAAUGUCGUUUUUGUAGCCAAUCAUUUGCGACUGGAAGGAGGAGAAAUCUGCAUGAAAAGUGCCACGAGAAGACAGGAGCGCAUCAUUGCAAACAAUGCGGAAUGAUUUUUAGAUCAGUAGAAUCUCUUGCACUACAUCAAGUAAAAAGUCAACUAGCCGGUGGUUGUAGUUAUAUAAACAAUACUCACCAAAACAAUACUAAUGAAGGUGCAACCCCAGAACCAAAUCAUUACGACAAACCUAAUGAACAAAAUGAGGAAUACAACCAUUACAACGGUUUAAACGAAAACGAAGAGUUUGAUAUUGAAUUUCUGGGUCAAACAAUACAUGACAGCAACCCAUUCGGCAGUCCGAAUACCUCCCAAACAUACGAGGUACACAAAACUAAUAUUUAUCCAACUGGACUGCUGAAAUCUAACGAAAGAUGUAUAAAAAAGGAACCUAUUUCAGACCACGAAGUUUACAAUAAUGAGGAGUAUUACGAAAGUAUGUCUGCUCGAAGAUCUAUUCACCCAAUCGCUACUGUAGACCAAUCAAUUGCUUCAUCUCAAAUGAUACACUCGCCUGUUCAGUCCAGAAACUUUUUUGAUAGACCAGUACCUGAGCCACAACAACUUUCUGUUAUUUCAACAGACGAAAAGUCCGUUCAGACAAUUAUGUUGUCGGAUACAGAUAAACUAUUUUGCGACAUGGAGACGGCGGGAAAGGUCCAUGAAUGUAAGCACUGUAGGAUUAUUUUCCGAGAAUAUAGCAUGUAUUUGGUUCAUAAAACACUGCAUAUUAAUCCAGUGAAACCAUUUGUUUGCCAUUUGUGUGGCAAUGAGGCAGAAAAUGGCGUUGAUUUUAAUGCCCAUCUCAUAUGGCACAUGAAAUGAUUAAAUAGAGCGAGACAUAAUUAGUCCAGUUAAUUGGAAUUUCGUUAUCUGAAAAUGGCAGCAAACCUGGUGCUUACUUAGAGAACAUAAAUCUACGCAUGAAAUAUUGAAACAAUCAUGACCAUUUCCUGAAGUAAAAUCUACAAUAAAACAUUUUUCUUU
Mytilus trossulus (common blue mussel) is the source of this 2026-nucleotide messenger RNA. RefSeq names its product zinc finger protein 14-like. The record is from RefSeq and is a predicted model, not a curated record. The coding region runs from base 287 to 1864 and encodes 525 amino acids. The transcript has 3 exons. Gene Ontology annotation, cellular component: nucleus. Gene Ontology annotation, biological process: regulation of gene expression. Lineage: Eukaryota; Metazoa; Mollusca; Bivalvia; Mytilida; Mytilidae.